AUGGAUCCGCUCGCAGCGCUCCGGUCGGAGCUGGCCUUGCAGGGCCAGGCGCCUGCCGAUCAGCCUGACGACGAGAUGCUCCGUGUGAUGCUAGAUGUAGAGGGUGGGGAUGUAGGCCGCGCUGCGCGUGCGAUCUCCGAUGCCCACGUCGCCGAGCACCGCCGCUCGAGUGAGGUGUCGAUGCGCGAACCGGCGCCGACGGCUGUGCCUGCGGACGCAGAGCCGCACGAGGAGGUGGUGCGAACGAGCGCUUGGGACAGUACAUGGAUGGCGCAAAUAUGGCGCGUCGUCACGAUGCCGUUCUCGGUCGUGCAGGCCGUGCUGAUGGUCUGCCUGCGUGCCUUGCGCAUCAUCCAACCCCUGCCCCGGGGCGGGGCCAGCGGCCGGUUUGAAAUGUCGCGCUUCUCGGAAGACCCACGGGAGAGCGCGCGCACCUGGAUCACGGAGCUGGAGAAGGAGACGAACGGCACGUGCGAGGACGAUGCGACGGACCGCCCGCCCCUCCCUUCCUUCUACGCCGGAAGCUAUGCAGAUGCGCUGCGACAGGCCAAGGACCAGAUCCAGAUCCUGGCGAUUGUGCUCACGAGCGAGGCGCACAGCGACGACCGCCACUUUAAGACGCACGUCCUCACCGACCGUGCGCUUGUUCAGACCCUGCGCCAGAGCGACUUUUGCGUGUGGGGCGGCGACGUGCGCUCGCGCGAGGGAUUCCAGGUCGCGACGCUGCUCCGCGCAAGCACCUAUCCCUUUGUCGCAUUUGUCGCGCUGCAGCCGCGGCGCUCGCGCUCGCGGGGUGCUGUCGUCGCGCACCCCGCUGUGCUUUCGCGCCUGGAAGGGUCGCCGCACUCGGUGCUCUCUGCACAGAGCAUCUGCACCCAUAUCCAAGACGUACUUCUCCCGCGCACAUCCGCUUACCUCGGCCAGCUGCGUGGCGAGCGCCACCACCGCGAAAUGGAGCGCCAGCUCAAGGUCGACCAGGACCGUGCGUACGAAGAAGCGAGCCGGCGCGACCAAGAGCGCGUCCUCGCGCGCCGCGCCGAAAAGGAAAAGGAGGAAGAGCAGGCGCGUGCGCGCGAAGCCGUCGAAGCGGUGCGUGCGGCGCGCCUCGAAAAAGAGCGCCACUGGCGCCGCUGGGCGCGCCAUCACCUAGUCCCGGCCGAGGCGGCUCAAGGCGAAGCAUCCGUCCGUAUCUCGGUGCACCUGCCCAACGGCAAGAACCUGCAGAGACGAUUCCGCGCGUCUGAUACGCUCGAGGCCCUGUAUGCGUUUGUCGACUCGGCGAGCGCCGAAGGCGAGGCGGCCGACGCGCCGAUCGACUACGAACAUGUCUAUCCCUUCCAGCUCGUGCAGACGUACCCCCGCCACGUCCUCGAUACGCAACACCUCUCUACGAUGCUUGAGGACGUUCCUGGCCUCGGACCCAGCGCCAAUCUCAUUGUCGAGGGUCAGUGGGGAGGCGACGACGAGCCGAGCGACUCGAGCGACGACGACGAACCAUAG
Molecule: messenger RNA, 1500 nt
Organism: Malassezia japonica
Lineage: Eukaryota; Fungi; Basidiomycota; Malasseziomycetes; Malasseziales; Malasseziaceae
Gene: ucp10
Product: UBX domain-containing protein 10
Exons: 1
Coding region: 1-1500 (499 amino acids)
Cellular component (GO): endoplasmic reticulum
Molecular function (GO): ubiquitin binding
Source: RefSeq, a predicted model, not a curated record